UCUAAAAUCAAAAACGCCGAGUGACUUAAUCGCUUCAUUGCGUGUACGUUAGAACGUUUAAAAUGUGUUUUGUUUUCGCUUCCAGACUUAUUUGGUGAUUUUGUACGUAGUUAGGAACUUUGUUAAAAUGAACAUCUCACAAAUCGCUUAGUUUGUUUCGUCAUAAUUUGAUUUAAAGUGUAAAUAUGAAUAUUCCAAAUAAUUUGCGUAUAGUGAAGAUUGGGAAUAUGUUAUUGUCUAUACUAGUUCUGGAUUGGCUACUAGCCAGCACGACGGAUGCAACAACACACGAGCCUGGUUUCAGCGGGCCGAUAGAGAACGUGACCGCGCCAUUGGGUCGCGAGGCAGUGCUCGCGUGCGCUGUGCAUAACCUCUCCACGUACAAGGUAGCAUGGCUUCGUGUGGACACACAGACGAUCCUGACAAUUCAUACCCACGUGAUUUCACGAAGUAGGCGAGUGGGUGUGACUCACAGUGACCAUAGAACCUGGUUCCUACACAUCCGGGAACUUAGAGAGACCGAUAGGGGGUGGUAUAUGUGUCAAAUUAAUACAGACCCCAUGAAAAGUCAACUUGGAUAUUUGGACAUUGUCGUGCCACCUGAUAUAAUUGAUCGUGGUACGAGCACAGACCAAACAGUUCGAGAAGGAGCUUCGAUAAGUCUGACAUGUGCGGCAACGGGUUCCCCUCAACCACAGAUAAACUGGCGGAGAGAACAUUCCAAAACUAUCCCUUUGGCUAAUGGUUCGCAAGUGACGUCUUUGGAGGGUCCCGUAUUAAAUAUUAGUCGUGUGAGCAGACAGAACGCAGGGCCAUAUUUAUGCAUAGCCUCGAACGGAGUGCCGCCCUCUGUAAGCAAAAGAAUAAUGCUCACCGUUGAAUUUCCACCGGUGAUAACAAUACGGAACCAGUUAGUUGGCGCAGCGCUUGGCACUGAUUUAGUACUGGAGUGCGAAACGGAAGCCUAUCCCAAACCCGUCAGCUACUGGAGUCGUGAAGACGGGGAAAUUGUUCCUAUUGGUGGCAGCCUAGAGCCGCAGAGGAUAGCGGGCACCUACCGCUCUAUACUAAGAUUACCUCUCAGAAGAAUCAAGACUAGUGACUACGGGGCCUAUAAAUGUGUCUCCAAAAAUUCACUUGGAGAUACCGAAGGAACCAUAAAAUUAUAUCCAAUGCCUCCACCCGCUUUGGAAAAUAAAAAUGUUAUACAAAGGUUAAACAUCAUGAUGGACAAGGCAUCGGAAAGUACUCCAUUUGGUACUCAAGAUUUCAGAUUACAAGACUACAACCGAGCCAUCUCGAGGGAUCAGUUUACGUUCGCCUUUUUGAUCUCAAUAAUCGUCAUAGAUACAAUUUCUUAGAAUUUGUGGUAUAAUGUUCUUUGAUGUAGAAAUAACAUGAAUUCUGUAUUAAUUACUUUCAUAAUAGAUAGAAUACGAGAUGACGUUUAAACUAUAUAGAAAUACAAUGGUAUUUCACUGUUGACAUAAUAUUAUAUGUAUGAUAAAACAUGA
Pieris brassicae (large cabbage white) is the source of this 1514-nucleotide messenger RNA. RefSeq names its product lachesin-like. Bases 186 to 1361 code for a protein of 391 amino acids. The record is from RefSeq and is a predicted model, not a curated record. The transcript is spliced from 10 exons. NCBI's taxonomy places the organism in Eukaryota, Metazoa, Arthropoda, Insecta, Lepidoptera, Pieridae. Gene Ontology annotation, cellular component: neuron projection.